CUUUGUAUCCAAUAUUGUCACGUGAUCAAGCAUAUUUGUGUUAUGGUGUUUGACAGUUGAAUUAAAAAAACCGGUGCCUGGCAUUGUUUGAAAAGAUCAAGUGAUGACGUGUUUGAAGAAUACAAUUUUUACGGAUCAAUUCAUAGAAGCCGACGUAAACAUGGACUAAACAGAAUCAAUCCAGAUCACAAGCAGUGGAUCACGUACAUCAUGGGAACGGGUGUACCCCUUCUCAACGAGUACAAGCAGGAGUUUGUUGCCAAGCGCUUCCCACAGACAGUGCUCGGAGGUCUGAAGCUGCGUGUAGGCUACAAUGCACCGGUGUACGUGUAUGUCAGUCAGCUCAUGGUGUUCAUUGUUCCGUUCUUGCUCGGAGGGGGGUUCACCUUGCUGGUGGAGUUAGAGGCCAUGGGAAAGUACACAGCGGUGUAUGUCUACGGAGGCCUGAUGGCAGCCUAUGUUCUCCUUAUACAGCUUAUAUCACACAUAGUCCAGGCCAGUCAUCCAACUGAUUUGCCGAUGAUGAAGAAGAAGAAGAGCCUGCUGUCAGAGGAGGACGAGGUGGACUUCAUCUCGUGCUGUGACCCGGACACCGUAAAGUUCAUCAUUCCACCCAAGAAGUACAAGGUGAACAUCCUGGUGCACGCUCUCCUGGCAGGCCCCAUGUGUGGACUGGGUCUUCUGUACCUACUGCCUAGCACAAUGGACAGUCUCUAUGGAAACACAGGUGGUACUGUGGUACUGUUCAUACUCGGCUGGUUCGCCCUGCUGGUGGCCCAGUAUCCCCUGACAACGGUCGCUCUGCCUGAGACUGCCACCUACCGCACCACAGAUAUCCUGGAACUCGGGGCCGUGAGCAGAGCCUUCUACGUCUACGUUCUCAUCAUGUUUGAUUUGAUUCAUCGUUUCCAUGACAGCAAUUUUCUACUGACCAAUCAGGUUCUCCACGUGUUCUUUGUAUGUCUGCCUGUGUUUUGGACUCUUGGUGUUCUCUCGCCCGUUGAUGCAUUCCUACUUUACCUGCUGGAACAGGCUCAUGUGUUCUUAUUUGGGGGCUCAUACAUGGCAUCAGAUUUAAGGCUCAUUACAUUCUGUGUGUUGUCCACGGGCGUGUACCUGGGCGCAUUCUACAUCUCAUCAUGCCUGGGAACUGUCCUCAUAUCAUCACUGGCCGGUUACCUGCUCAGUACGGAUCUUGGAGGUCUUGGUUCCCAGCUCUGGGCUCUUCUCAACAGGAACCGGGUGUCGGCUGUUAGAGACUGGGCACCAGUGAGGAAUGGCAGUCCUGUGAAGAAGUUCCUGUGGAAGUGGGGAGUCCUGGAGAUUGUGUAUCACACGGUGAUGCUGGCAGUAGUCGGAGUUGUGGCUGGUCUGAUGAACAGCAAAAGUCAAACAAUAUCAUCAUCAAGUUGGAAAAUCGUGGGCUACUGCAUUAUUGGUGUGUGUGUUUUUGAGAAAGUAGUGAGAGACCUGCAGGGAGUGUUUAUUUGUUUCGGCCUGUGGAGGAAUCCUUUAUUUCCACCCAGCCUCUCUUCAGGAACCUUUAAGGGAAGAAAAAAGAUGUUACUUACACUUGGCAUUAUAAGAAGAAUAGUUGUCAACUGGGCUGGGCCACUCUUGAUGCUGGGUUAUCUGUGCCUGGUGAUUAUUGCCAAUGGGGAGGAUACAAAGUCAGUGUCUGCAACACGUCAUCUUGACCAUGCCACUUCCGUCUGGUAUAUCUUCGGGGUUGUGCGGGUUUACAGAGCGAUUUGGCAGCACACAGUCCAUUCCCUAUUGGAACUUUCUAUCAGCCAUCUUGUUCUAGUAACCAUGACAACCAACACAACAGUGCUCCAGUGGGGCAUACCGAUCUUAGCAAUGCUCGUGUCCCUCUGCAGAGAUCGUCUCUACAACUUUUCAGACAAACUUUACUUUUACUUGACGCUCCUCAUCAGCUCCUGGACUGACAAGAAGCAGCGGCGAUCUUCUACCGUACCAAUCAUCAUUGUCUCAGUUAUUCUGUUCCCAUUAGUACUGGGCAUUAUUGCGGUAGCAUCAGCUCUGGCCAUUCCGCUGUUACCUUUGUUUACUCUUCCCAUGGUGCUGUUUUCUUUUCCGCGACCUUUGCGGUCUUGGCCUGAGGAAGUUGGGGCCUCAGCGAACAGUUGUCCAGAUACUAACUUCUACAAACAGCUAGCUCCAGAACUGUCGAGGGCAUUGUCUUCAGGAUUCGCAAAUGGAAGCUUAGGGGAGCCCAGUCCAGGCAAUCACUACCUGGUUCGCUAUCAGGACCGACUUGUCUGGAUCGUAGUGCUGGAACGUGGUGCCACAUAUUGUGUCCUGAACAUCAAAGGGCUUGAACUCCAGGAAACCUCCUGCCACACUGUUGAGGCAGCCAGAAUCGAUGAAAUCUUUGAGAAUGCUCUAGAGCUUCGUGAAGGCUGUUCACGCAUGAUGGGGAAAAUAAACGAGUAUCCUCUACAUACCUUGACUCCAGCGGAUGCAAGCUUUGUAGAGACUUAUUCAGAUGCUCGGAAUGUGCUGACAGGAAUUAUUGACACUCCAAAUGCGACUGAAGACACUAUGAAAGCAUUCUUGAAGAGCCUAGUGUGGAUUGUGUUGAAAUAUGUGAAGGAGAAUCACAAAAUCAAAGCAAACAAGUUAAAGGGUGAAUCAGUAGUAACAGAAAAACAGAUUGUUGUAAAAACAGAAAAACAUGAACUGAAAGAACUAAGUGGGAAUAAUAAUGUUUCAAAUUCUUUGCAAUCAACAAAGAAGGCUCCUCUAGAGCCUCUUGAUCUUGGUUUUGAAGAUAAACCUGAGUCACCCCCGCCACCUCCAUACCAAGCAACGGUUGCUAAGCAGAAGAAAAUGGCGUCCUCAUGGGGUUCCCUAGCCAGCUUCACAGACAGCAUCUUUUCAGAAGACGAAGGGGCUGGCAAGAAGAAAUCCCCCAAAACCCCAGCAAAUGGCAACAAACAUGUGGGUGCAAAGAGAACCAAGAGCCCUGAUAUUGAGGAUCUAUUUGACGAGUUCAACAUCGGAAUGCCCGCUUUCGAUGUGACUAAACCGAACCCUCAGGUUCAGAACAAAUUUGGUUCAAAGUCAUACGGUAACAGUAUCUAUAGACCUCAAACAAAUUUGGCUGGUUCACCAGAUUUCAAAUCUCCAUUUUCAUCGCAGUUAAGUAUACCGCACGAGUGGCGGGAGUUACCACUGGACACUUCUCAGAUAUCUAGACAUGUAAGCAAGUUUCCUGUGGACUGGUACAAGUAUGUGCUGUCAUGUGUUGAUCUCACGUGUGAAAAUGUACUCAAGGAUCAAGUGCUCAAAGAUGUUGUAAAUGAUGACACAUUGCGGAACUGUUACACUCAACUGAUCAUGGCCUGCUACUCGAUAUUUGAAAGCCAAGGCUACUCUGGUGCCAGUUUCUUGUACAAGAGCUACAUGGGCGAGGUGUCUGUCAACGCCAUGUGGGACUGGCUGGGAGAACACACUGACCUGCAGGCACUCGUCAAGAAGGCUUUCAGGUAUGGGUUUAAGCUGAUGAUAGACCAGAUGCUGCUGGGGGAGUUCUCCACAGACGCAGACUGGCGCGAGGCCUUGGAAGAGUAUGACACAGGCUGGUACAUCGGUGUAGAACGGGAACAAGACUGGACCACUGCUAUACUCAACCAGACUCCAAACAUGUUCUCCAUGGGACACAAUACACAACAGAGCACCUACAACAGUCGCACGCUUACACUCCAGUCAAUGCCUGUCUCCAUUGGUCGUCUGAACCCAGAAGCUGUGCGCGGGCAAUGGGCCAAUCUGGGCCUGGAGCUCCUGUACAUGACAAACGAUGACGAGGAAAGAUACAGUAUCCAGGCCCAUCCUGUGUUGCUAAGGAACCUCACAGUUCAGGCUGCUGACCCGCCCCUUGGUUACCCGAUCUACUCGUCGCAGCCUAUCAGUGUACCGCUUGCAUAGCUCUGCGGUUUAACCCUUUACCACCUAGAUAUGCUGUUAAACUUAUUUUUAGUUUAUUCGAAAAUUCAAUUAAUUUAAAGAUUUUUCUUAAAAGAUUUAAGUUUUAGGGGCUUUUUUCAAAUCAUAAUAUACUGAUUAGAAGCAAACAGCAUAAAACCUGAACAGACUGUGGGUUACUUUUAUUCUGCGUGCAUACAGCCAUUUUCACUUUGCUUCUGAGCUGAGUGGGAAAGGGUUAAGCACCUGAGUUAGUGGCCAUGGUACCAUUUGUUACCAAUCUUUUAAUCUCAGCUAUUCAGUGUAUAUGCCAUCAUUGUUAACUAGUGUUUUUUAGGCGUAGCUUGAUGUCUUCACUGCUUUAUAAGCUGAGUUGCCUAAAAAUGCAGUCCCCUUAACAAGGUUGCCUUUUUGAUACAGGCCUAAUUUUCGCGGCAAAAACAGUAUGGGCAUUAGAGUGUAAGGGUAAAACCUAAAAUGGGAUAAAUUGGGCAGUGCUUUGUGAAAAGGGGGUUUAAUGCAUGUGCGUAAAGUUUUGUCCCAGAUCAGGGACGACACUUUCCGCUUUUAUAUUUUUCAUUUAAAGGAAGUCUCUUCUUAGCAAAGAUUGAAGCGGAAAGUGUCCUCCCUUCUCACAGAGCACGGCCCAUAUAGAUCAAUGUCAGGUUAAAGUUUACAAGCUAGAAAUUACUGUAGUCAUUGAAUGUUUAUUGUGACCAUCCCUUGUGAGAAAUACACAGCAUUAAUUUUUACUGUGCACUUGCAUCAUUUUUUUAAAUGCAAUUUUUUAUGAAGUUGCAUUCUUUUCAGGGUUUUGUAUGUGAACUUGUAUUGCAUCAAUUUACACAUUUGAGCAUUCAUUUUUGAAUUUAUCAACCACAUAAAGUGUUUUUUCUCUCUUUUGUUUUAUUUAUGUUUGACCUGUUCAGUCACUUUUGAUUUUCAUUGUUCUUUACUAGUUUUACCUUUGUUUUAUCUUUACAAGUUUUACCUUUGUUUUAUUGUGUUGCUGUCAUGUACUUUAUAAAUUUACUGGUAUUGCAGGGUUGCUCUUGAUUUAACUCUGUUUUAUCAUUUUGAUUUUCUCCUUUAAAACCAAUACAGUUUUUACUUACCCUAUUUCUGCAAUGACUUGUAUCUUGGGGAACAACCCUCUUGUGAAGUACCAUUUUUUCAUGGAGUUAUUGCCCUUUGAUUUCAUGUGCGUAAACAAUUCAAAAAUAUGUAUACAUUUGACUUGAUUGAUAAUCAAAAGCCUCAGCUGAUAUGAUGUCAAUGUCAAUUUUCACAGACAUUUCAUUUCUUCAAUGUUAUGAAUUAAUUUUGCUUAAUGAGUUGUCUUGAUUUUAUUGUGCUCUCUUGACAUUAUUCGGGUUAUGUGUUGUUGCCACUCUGUCUCCCAUUCAGUUGUAUUUUAAGAGGUAAUUUAGAAGCAAUUUUUAGUCAGAAUUCAUCGAAACUAUGGAAAACUAGUAAGCACCACUUCAAUGAUUUUAUUGUUAUUAUUUUUUUACUUAUGGUAUAUAUUUUUUAUUUUAUUGGACAAUGCUUUGAACUGGGAUGCUCUGUUUUUAUGGUUUUACUCAGAUUAAUGGUAUAUUGAGGCUUUCUGAAAUUGGAAUUAGGUGCACAGUUCUCCAUUCUUCUGGAACUUAGGGCAAGAAUAAAAGGAAAUGUAUUUUUGAUAAUUUCAUUUUCAAUAUCACAUGAAUUAUGCCCAGGUAAAGGGCAUGAUAUUCUUUGAAGUGCAGCUUCUUUGUAUUAUAAAUGACAUAGGCAAGCAUCCAUCAGUUUGAUCACACCCUUGUAUUUAUUAGUAAUGUUUCAAUUAUUGUAUUGUUGUUAGUGUUUUUCUUUAUUGUGUGAUUUAUUCAAUCAUUUUAUGUACAUACUAUAAAACAGCAAAAAUCAUGCACUUUUUGAUUUUGUGAAAGUAUGAUAGCACAAAUAAUUUUCAUAACAUUUGAACAUUUCAUAAUGUGUUUCACGUUUGUUUCAAUUAUUUCUGGAAGACAUUAGAUUCAGUAGAAAUGAAUAUACCAUUGUAUAAAUUGUGGUUGUUUACUACUUGUUAACAAUGUUAGUCACCAUUUGAUGUUUUAAGUAGAAUACUUGAUAUUUGUAUGUGAAGUCUGCUGUCAUUUGUCUUGGUAACACGUUGCUAACCAUCUCAUGCAGGGGCAACACUUAGGUUAUUGGUGCAUCACUUGAUAUUAUGUGAAAAUGAAUCAUGUAAAAGCAAGCAGUUAAUAUAGGUCUGUUUCAUUAUACUCAGCAUUGUUGUAUAUUAACCCUUUCAAUGCUGGAACCAAAUUUUGAAGGCCUUUGCAAACAGUUUGGAUCCAGAUGAGACGCCACAGAACGUGGUGUCUCAUCAGGAUCCAAACUGUUUGCUAUUCUGAUAGUAUUCUUAAAAAAAAUAAGAAAAUGCUAAUUUUAGAAAUUCAGCAGAUGACAUUUUAGCAGACGACAAAUUUCCCAGCAUGCAAAGGGUUAAAAAUGAACCUCCCUCUGGGACAAUGGGUUUAAUGCAUGUGUGUCAUAUGUCAUCCCAUGUAGCCUGCUUAAGUCAAUCAGGGACGGCACUUUUCACCUAAGCUUGAUUUUGGCUAAGAAGAGACUCACUCUAUAUGGAAGAAACGGUAAAAUACCAUAAAAGCCAAAAGCAAACAGCACAUGCUAAUCUGGGGCGACAAUAUGCACAUGCAUUAAGCCCUGUUUUUUUGGAGCAUGGCUCAAACAUAAGAAUGACUUGGCUGUAAAACACAGUCAAUUAUCAUGUAUUGACUAUGUAUAUAUUGGGUGUUAUGUUGCUGUUUCUAUGUGGAUAUUCAUCUCCCAGUCUGUGAUAUCACUAUUUUGUUGACAAUAAAAUCUUUCUUGUAAAUUGUU
Dreissena polymorpha is the source of this 6840-nucleotide messenger RNA. RefSeq names its product pecanex-like protein 4. The record is from RefSeq and is a predicted model, not a curated record. Lineage: Eukaryota; Metazoa; Mollusca; Bivalvia; Myida; Dreissenidae. The coding region runs from base 211 to 3951 and encodes 1246 amino acids. Gene Ontology annotation, cellular component: membrane. The transcript has 14 exons.